AUGGCUGAAGCCGUCCAUUACAUCCACCUGCAGAACUUCAGCAAGUCCCUGCUGGAGACACUGAACGGGCAGCGCCUGGGCGGGCACUUCUGCGAUGUGACUGUGCACAUCCACGAGGCCACCCUGCGGGCCCACCGGUGCGUGCUGGCCGCUGGCAGCCCCUUCUUCCACGACAAGCUGCUGCUGGGCUACUCGGAGAUUGAGGUGCCCGCCGUGGUGCCCAGCCAGGUGGUGCAGCAGCUGGUGGAGUUCAUGUACAGCGGCUCCCUGGUGGUGGCGCAGUCCGAGGCCUUGCAGAUCCUGACGGCCGCCUCCAUCCUCCAGAUCAAGACAGUCAUCGAUGAGUGCACCCAGAUCAUCUCCCAGAGCCGUAGCCCCAAGCCGCCCACCGCUGCCCCCUCCGUGCCCCUCGCCGUCCCCAGGCCGCUGGUCGUCAAGCCCCAGGAGCAAACCAAGGAGAGCCCAGGUGCUGUCGGUCUCCCAGCCUCCCGGCCCGGUGAGAUGGAGCCCCCUGGCACCGCCCAGCUGGAGGCCCCCAAGCUGCUGUGCGCCUCAGAGGUGCGCUACAAGCUCCGCGACCUGCUCUCCUCCCAGCAGAGGCAGCUGGGGGAGGCCAGAGAGAGGGCAGCGUCCGAGGGGGAACUGGCAGCCGCCGGCAGCGACGGUGAGGGGCCCUACAGCGGGCUGCACCCAACCGAGGCUCAGCCCAGCUGCCACAGCCGCAAGCAGCGCCAGCCGGUGCGGCUCCAGCUUUCCGACGCCUUGCCUGUCAUCAUCAAGGACGAGGAGGAGGAGGAGGAAGACGAGGAGGAGGAGGAGGGCGGGGGAAAGAUGACCUGCUUUGGGGAAUGUAGCGGGGGAGCCUUCCCCAGCUGCAGCGAGGCCAAAGACACGGGGGGCGGGAGCGGCGGAGGCGGGGCGGGCAGGAAGGACGGCGUCCAGCUAGACUACCCCGCCGUGGAGGGGCAGGAUUUCUUCGGUGGGCAGGACGUCUUCUCCGAGUCAUUCAUCCCAGCCUGGCAGAGCGAGGAGGGCGGCCAGGGGGCGGCCCGGGAGGGCGAGAAGUUCCGCACCGAUUGCAGCCUGGAGGCCUCCAACAUGAGGACGCUGGCUGGAGACUUCAAGCCAGCCCCGGCCGGCUUCCCAGCCCAGGCGCCCGAGCCCCGCAGCUUGGCGUUCGUCUCCUCCCUGGGCAUCCAGCGGGAGCUGAAAGCCGAGGUGAGCGCCGCCGGACCCGGCACCACCACCACCACCAGCAUCUUCCAGUUCCACCUGCCGCAGCCCGGCGUGGCCCAGAGCUUCUACAGCGUCCAGCAGGAGGCCGGCGCCGCCAACAUGGUACAGCUCAGCCCCGGCGCCAUGGUGACGGGCUCCCUGCACGGCGAGCAGGCCCAGCGCCCGGGGCCUUCCCGCUGCUCCGAACCCUCCUACCAGUGCAGCCACUGCCAGAAGACCUUCAGCUCCCGCAAGAAUUACACCAAGCACAUGUUUAUCCACUCAGGCGAGAAGCCCCACCAGUGCAGCAUCUGCUGGCGCUCCUUCUCACUGCGGGACUACCUGCUGAAGCACAUGGUGACGCACACGGGCGUGCGGGCCUUCCAGUGCUCCAUCUGCUGCAAGCGCUUCACCCAGAAGAGCUCCCUCAACGUCCACAUGCGCACGCACCGCCCCGAGCGCUUCCAGUGCUGUAUCUGCAACAAGUACUUCUCCCACCGCACCCUGCUCGAGCGCCACGUGGCCACCCACACCGCUUGGAAAGCCGGCGAGCCCGACGUGGCCGGAGGCGCCUGGAAGGAGAAGCCUGACCCGGGAGAAGGCGCCAGCGUCACCGCCUGGAAAGGGGACCCAGCCGCCGAGGGCGCCAUGGUGGCGUGGAAAGGGGACCCGGGCGGGGAAGGCACCAUGGUGGCGUGGAAAGGGGACCCGGGCGGGGAAGGCACCAUCGCAGCCUGGAAGGGGGACUCUGUUGCAGAGGGGGCUCUCCCCACCCAGCCUGCGUGGAAAGGGGACCCUGCUGGAGAUGGCCCCAUGCCAGCCCACACAGCCUAA
Emys orbicularis (European pond turtle) is the source of this 2049-nucleotide messenger RNA. RefSeq names its product zinc finger and BTB domain containing 45 (gene ZBTB45). The coding region runs from base 1 to 2049 and encodes 682 amino acids. Gene Ontology annotation, biological process: regulation of transcription by RNA polymerase II. NCBI's taxonomy places the organism in Eukaryota, Metazoa, Chordata, Testudines, Emydidae. Gene Ontology annotation, molecular function: protein binding; DNA-binding transcription factor activity, RNA polymerase II-specific; RNA polymerase II cis-regulatory region sequence-specific DNA binding. The transcript has 2 exons. The record is from RefSeq and is a predicted model, not a curated record.